Molecule: messenger RNA, 1326 nt
Organism: Ogataea polymorpha
Lineage: Eukaryota; Fungi; Ascomycota; Pichiomycetes; Pichiales; Pichiaceae
Exons: 3
Cellular component (GO): cytoplasm
Source: RefSeq, a predicted model, not a curated record
GUCAUUGGACUGUGCAUUGUUGAUUUCGACCACGUUCAUGGCCCAGAGAUAGAAUAUUGGCUCGACGACCGCACAAACGAAUACAACCAGGCCUCUAUGGCGGCCAAGUUUGCGCAAAUAUGGCCGCAGCUGCCCUUCCAGGGACUUCCGGACGGUGCACACUUGUUUGAUGAAACAUUCACGAAUUUUACGCUCACAGAGAAGCAUUACGACCUCACGACCCUUUUUGGAUGCGCUUGCGUGCGUCAGCUGAACAGCAGCGCAUUGGCGGACGGUGCGGACUUCAAGCGGUCUAUUAUCCAGAAAAGCGUGGUGAUGAUCACGCGAUACCCGAUCCCAAUCCAACUAAAGGAGAAAUUAAGCAUAAUCACCAUGAGCUACUUUGACCAGCACAACUUCCACGACAAGUCUAUAAUCAAAGCCCUUUUUGAAAACGUGACCACAGUGUACAAUUCUCACGGCUUUAAGGAAAGCGACUUCUACACGGGACUUAAUCUGAAAGAGCUGGUGGUGACGUUCAAACGGAAUUUGUUGGUCGUCUACAAAGCGUUGCUGCUUGAGCAGCGCAUUCUCGUGUACUCGAAAAACCUCAACCGUCUCUCUAAUUUCCAAUACUCGCUUCUCUCACUCAUACCGAACUUGUUGCUCCAUCUUUCCGACAGCGGAAGUCCAUUGACAGGGACCGAUCCCGGACAGGUCGAGAAGCCUACUUCAUUGAAAAGCAGCGACAGACAGUCUAUGCUGGCAUUCAUGGGCCUUCCGUUGCGAAUAUUCGGCAGGGGAGGCUUUUUCCAGCCGUACUUGACUCUGCAGCAGAUCGGGUACCUGACCAACGAGAACACCAGCUGGUAUCUGGUCGGCUGCUCAAAUGACAUAAUACUACACCAGAAAACGCAAUAUGCCGAUCUCGUGGUAAAUCUCGACGACGCGAGUGUCGAGCUGCUGAGCCCGCAGUUGAAGGAGAAAGUAGCACUCACCAGCGCAGAUCGUCGCUUUGUCGACUCGCUGAGCGACGAGGUGCUGGCUGCCGACGAGGUGAGCGUGUCGCUGGCAAACAGUCCGAUGGAAUCGCAGUCGUACCGGGGCGGCGAUGACUUUAUCCGGUACAACUUUGAGGAUUACCUAAUCGGGAUGCUGUCGAGCAUCAAGUACGACAACUUCCGCAACAUGUCCAGGCUGGAAAAUGUGCAGCAGCUGAGUUCGUUUGCAAACGAGAUCGAGCAGUUUGGCAAUCCGUUUGUUGCCGCUUUCCGGGCCACUAAUGCCUACAAGAUAUUUGAUCGCGGGACCGAUGACGAAUUAUUUAACUUUUUCGAGCCCAAACAC